UGAAAACAAAGCGUACAGGUUAGGUGCUGAAAGUGAUUUCCAUGCAGUAAAUGACCUUGGAAGUACUUCAGAUGUCAGUAGGUUGCUUCCACACACAGACCCAAUGAUACUUUACGCCUGUAAUAUAUUAUUAAUGAUCUUGAGUCAUGUUACCAUCAGGCAUGGGCCGGAAAAAUACAUUGUAAGGGGCUUUCUACUUGAUGCGACCCAAUCGUUAAGCAUAGAUUACAUACAUUUGAAGCCAUCCCUAAUAAUUUUACAGAGCCUUAAUGUGGCAAAUAUGAAGUAGACUCUUUUUUUUUCCCCUCCCUUGUGAGUGCGAUGUCUAUCGGAGGGAAAAUCACAUUCUUCCAGCGCAUUUGUAUUAAUAAACCUGCCCACCAGCCUUAUGAGUGACUUUCUAUUGAAUUGUCGUUUUCAUCCAAUCGGAAAUGGUCAGUGCGCGAUACAGGAUGUCGAUUGGCUGUCAUCUCGGCGCCACGUCCCCGCCCCCAUCUGUCACUUCACACGCCGCACUGGGCUCCUUCCAAUCUCCUCGGUGAACUUUCUGUGACAUCAUCGGACACGCUUAAAGCGUGCAAACAUAUCCUUUCCCCGUGCAUGGAGCGCGCGAACGCACACUGGGCCAUUUUCUCCACUUUUCCUCGUCGCGAUGAAGCGCCAUUAUGGCAAGAAGUAGCAAGUCAGCAACAGCGAGGACUCUGGAGGAUUUGACGCUGGACUCGGGUUAUGGUGGAGCCGCCGACUCCUUCAGGUCUUCCAGUGCGUCUCUGUGCUGCUCGGAGGCACAUGGAUGGAACUGCUGGCAACUAACGGACUCCAUGCACAGUCGAAACAACAGCCUGGACACUGUCAACACGGUUCUGGUCGAAGACGCCGAGAUCCUGGAGUGCAGCGGCCAGUGCGCUAAACUAGCCGAGCUUGAGGAUGUGCCGUGGAGCCUCGGGGAGGUGGCGAGAGCCCUGGAGAGGGACGAGGGAAUGAGCGUAGCCAGCCCGCCGCAGGACGUCCUGCUCCGACUCUCGGCGCUGGCCAGCCGGGCCCUCGUCAGGGUCGCCAAGGAGGCGCAGCGCUUGAGUUUGCGUUACGCCAAAUGCACCAAAUACGAGAUCCAAAGUGCCACAAAGAUGGUCCUGUCGUGGGUCGUCUCCACGAACUGCAUCGGCGCUGCCCUCGGCGCCUUGUCCCUGUACAACAUGAGCACCGAGGAGGACAAGUUCGGCCAGGGCAAGUCCGCGCGCUGCGGGCUCAUCUUUAACGUGGGCAAAUUCUUUCGCUGGAUGGUGGAUAGCAGACUCGCGGUCCGGAUCCACGAGCACGCGGCCAUCUAUCUGGCGGCCUGCAUGGAGAGCCUCUUCCGCCAGAUACACGCACGAGUGCUUCGCAGUGCGCUACUGGAACGGGACAACGGGAUCCCCAAGUUGAGCGUCGAGAGUCUGGAGCAGGCCCUGGGAGGUGAUGCAGAGCUGUGGGGGUCCCUGCAGCCCUGGCAGCAUCUGAUCUGUGGGAAGAACGCGAGCGGUGUCCUCAGCCUACCUGAAGGUUUGAUUCUGCAGCAGCGAGUGGGGAAGAAUGGCGAGGGAAACGCCUACAACCCGUCUGAACUGCGCUCUAUUGAACAGUGCUUACUGGCCGCACGAGUCGGCAGCAUCUCCGAACUCAGUGAAAUGGUGUCCCGGGCUAUGCACUACCUCCAGCCACUGUACACCAAGAACCACAAUAAUGGGACCCCCAUCCACCAGAAGAGUGCAGUAAUACACUGGGCCCCCGAGGCCAUCUACACACUGUGUUACUUCAUGCACUGCCCCCAGAUGGAAUGGGAGAACCCCAACGUUGAGCCAUCAAAAAAUACCUUACAAACUGAGAGGCCGUUCAUGGUGCUGCCGCCUCUGAUGGAGUGGGUGCGUGUGGCUGUUGUUCACACUGAGCACAGGCGGAGCUUCUCUGUGGACAGCGAUGAUGUUCGGCAGGCUGCCAGGCUGCUGCUGCCUGGAGUGGACUGCGAGCCCCGCCAGCUCCGAACGGAUGACUGCUUCAGCGCCUCGAGGAAACUGGAUGCUGCCUCAACCGAGGCAAAGUUCCUGCAGAACUUGGGCUUCCAUAUGCUCAGUUGCGGACGCACAGACCUGGUGAAGCAGGCCAUCAACCUGCUGGGGCCGGAUGGGAUCAACAGCAUGAGUGAGCAGGGGAUGACCCCACUCAUGUAUGCUUGUGUUCGUGGAGACGAGGCCAUGGUGCAGAUGCUGCUGGAUGCUGGAGCAAAUAUUAACAGUGAGGUGCCAAACUCAGUACACAAGCACCACUCAGUCUUUCCCGAAACGCGGCAGGCGACGCCCCUCACAUUUGCCGUGUCACAUGGACAUGUGCCUGUGGUGCAGCUGCUUCUAGAUGCCAAAGCCAAUGUGGAGGGCUCCCUGCAGGACGGGAUGGAGAACUACACUGAGACCCCGCUGCAGCUGGCUGCUGCUGCAGGUAACUUUGAGCUGGUGAGCCUGCUACUGGAGCGGGGGGCCGACCCCAUGUUGGGAACCAUCUCUCGCAACGGCAUCUCCACUGCGCCGCAGGGAGAUAUGAACUCUUACAGCCUGGCAGCUGCGCACGGCCACAGAAAUGUUUUUCGGAAGCUGUUGUCUCACACAGAGAAAGGUAAAGGAGACGUCUUGUCCCUGGAAGAGAUUCUGGCAGAAGGAUCGGAGCUGGAGGGAAGAAGUUCAUCUGAGACGGACCUAAUCCGGACUGGGAAGGCCAAACUGAAAGCACUGAAAGAAGCCAUGUACCACAGUUCAGAGCAUGGACAUGUAGACAUCACCAUAGAUAUACGGAGCCUUGGGGUACCAUGGACUUUGCACGCAUGGCUAGAAUCUCUGCGCACAUGUUUUGCCCAGCAUCGCCGGCCACUGAUCCAGGGUCUUCUGAAAGAAUUUAUCUGCAUUGAGGAAGAUGAGUACACCGAGGAGCUGGUCACGCACGGCCUGCCUCUCAUGUUCCAGAUCCUCAGAGCCAGCAAGAAUGAAGUGAUCAGCCAACAGCUGUCAGCCAUCUUCACCCAGUGUUACGGGCCCUACCCGAUCCCCAAAAUGGCAGUAAAACGCAAACAGUCAUCGCGCCUCGAUCCUCACUUCCUGAACAAUAAAGAGAUGUCAGAUGUGACAUUUUUGGUCGAGGGGAAGCCUUUUUAUGCCCACAAAGUCUUGCUCUUCACAGCCUCCAACAGGUUCAAAACUCUUCUGGCAAAUAGGCCAUGUGGUGAAAACACCUGCAUUGAAAUAAGCCAUGUAAAGUACCACAUUUUUCAGCUUGUGAUGCAGUAUCUCUACUGUGGAGGAGCAGAUGCUCUGCACAUUAGGAACCCUGAUGUUAUGGAGCUUUUGUCAGCAUCAAAGUUCUUCCAGUUGGAGGCGCUGCAAAGGCACUGUGAGAUUAUCUGCACGAAGAAUAUAAACACAGAGACUUGCGUGGAGAUCUACAACCACACUAAGUUUUUAGAUGCACCAGACCUAGCAUCCUACAUAGAGGGCUACUUCCUUAAGAACAUGGUCAUGCUGAUAGAGUUGGAGCCUUUUAAACAGCUGCUGUAUGAAGUACCCCCGGAUAGUCCCAGCUGUAACAUCCUGCAGAACUUGGAGAAAACGCUGGCUGUGCGCAUCCAGUCCAUCCACUUGUCCUCAUCCAAGGGAUCCAUUGUUUGAACUCCUAAACUUAUAAAAACAAUCACAGACUCGGAAACGCAAGAGAUGAAUACAACUGGAGUAUCUUUGCAAUAGAAACACAUGAUAUAUACUGUAAAUGUGUGUCUGCGUGUGUGUGUCUGCGCAUGGGUGGCCUUGUUGCAGUUUCUGUCGGCCUCUUGAUAAUUUUUCACAGAUGCACAGUUCUGUUGGAGGUUGUCUCCUCUGCCAUAACUCUGACACUCUUACAAUAGCUGUACUUUCCCACAAAAUUCAUAAUAGCAAAAUGCGAUUCAUCUCAUCAAAAUACCUCUCAUCUUAUUGCUGUCGCAGUCUAUUCCUUGAUGAUGUUGACCUAUAGACACUGAUGGGAAGGGUCUGGUUCCAUGUUUGAUGAUAUUUUGGCUUUUUAUAAACAGAUAAUACCACUGAUGAUCCUUUACGGGCUGUGAGGAAGAGUUCCUGGUGUCUAAUGUUGUGAUUACUUGCUAAUGUAUUUGUGGUAAGUAAUUUAUUUGUACUGUCAGUCCUGAUGAUUAUUCUUGAAGGCCAAAUGACCUGACCUGAAACAUAACGUAAUGUGGCAUCCAUCAUGUUUUGUGUGGAAAUCAUAAGUUCAAUUUCCUCAAUACUUUGUAAAUAUUGUUGAUAAAAGCAGUUCUAUCAAUAAUGUAGGUCACUGUAUAUAUCCACAGAUGUUUUCGCAUUUGUCUUACUGAGUAUUGCUGUUAUAACAACAACAACAACAGAAUCUAUUUAUGUGUAAAUGUUGCAUGUCAACUGGAUCGUUUUGGAGGAUUGGGGCCUUUGCUUUGUCUAAGAGUGAGAGUGAUAAGUGAGAAUUGAUUUGCCAUCAGCAUGGGUCACAAAAUUUAAACGGUGUUGUUAUUCUUCAUGAGAGGCUCAAGGUGUGGUUAAUCAUGCAAUGGAGAUGCUGGCAGCAGUGAUCAGAGAAUCGGGAAACUACAUGCGAGGUAUGUGUGUGUGACUUAUUUUUCCUUAACGUACAGCAGUCUACUGUCUCUGCCUGGCUUAAAUGAACAAAAAAAAAUACCCACAAUGGGGUACCUUCUAUUCUAUUUGGUGUAAAAAUUUGGCUCUGACCUGCGGAAAGGUUACAGUAGUGUUCAUAAGAAUAGCAGUCCAAUGUGACUAAACCAGAUCAAUCCACAUUUCCAGAAUAUUUUUUUAUCGCUACAUGUCAAACAAGUUACCAGUAAGUGCAGUAGAUUUUCACAAAACCAACAAGGCUCUGCAAUUGGGCAAUUUGUUGAAAGGAGUAUGUUAAAAAAAAGUGUUACAUUCAAUCAGUGAGGUAAUCAAUUUUGUGAAAAAACAUGAAUCAGGUGGCUCCUAUUUAAGGAUGAAGCAAGUACCUGUUCAAAAUGCAUUUUUCCUUGAAAGCCUGAGGGAAAAUGGGUCGCUCAACACAUUGUUCAGAUGAACGGCGUACUUCAAUUAAAAGUUUGAUAGGAGAAGGGAAACCUUAUAAAAAAAAAGUGCAAAAAUGAGGUCUAAAGCCUUAAAACAGAGAGCAGAUCCAGAGAGACGGGACAGAAAAUGAAUUGCAAAAUAACCAAAAAGGCAAAGGCUCAGCCAAUGAUCAGCUCCAGAAAGAUCAAAGACAGUGUGCAGAUACCUGUAAGUACUGUGUCAAUGAGAAGACAUCCGUGUAAAGCUAAUUUAUUUACAAGAAUCCCCUGCAAAGUCCCAAUGUUCAAAAAAAAGAAAGAAAAAGAGGCAUGUGCAGAAGAGGUGACAAUUUACAAAAGACCACAUCAACGAUCUUAAAGAGAAAUGGAGGAACAUUUUGUGGACUGAUGAGAGUAAAAUUGUUCUUUUUGGGUCCAGGACAGCAGACAGUUUGUGAGGUGAUGACUCCCAAACUGAAUUCAAGCCACAGUACACAGUGAAGACAGUGAAGCAUGACUGUGCAAGCAUCAUGACAUGGCAUGUUUCUACUACUAUGGUGUUGGGCCUAUUUACCGCAUGCCAAGGAUCAUGGAUUGGUUUGCAUGUGUCAAACUACUUGAAGAGGUCAUAUUCCCUGAUACUGAAAAGGACUUGCCCUCGAAAUGGGUGUUUCCAAACACACUAGUAAACAUGCAAAGUCUUGGUUCCAAACCAACAAAGUUAAUCUCAUGGACAGACCAGCCCAAUCCCCAGACUUUAAUCCAAUUGAGAACUUGUGCGUAACAUAAAAAAUGCUGUUUCUGAAGCAAAACCAAGAAAUGAAUCUUGUUUAGGAAUCUUGGAGUGGAAUAAGUGGUGCCACAAGUUGGUUGACCCCAUGUCACACAGAUCUGAAGCAGUCAUAAAAAAACUAUGGUCAUACUAACUAACUAAAUAUUAGUGGAGUGAUUCAAAGGAUUGGAAUCCUGAAAACAAAGUUUGUACAAAAUAGUUUUGAAUUUGUAAAGUCAAUGGCAGACUGCUCUUUAUUUUUAACACGACCCUUUCAACAAAUUGCCCAAUUGCACAACCUUAAGAGUGUUUGUAUGUAUCAUGAAUGCUGGGUCUUUCUGAGAAUUUACUGCAACUACUGGUAACUUUUUUGACAUGUAGCAAUAAAGAAAUAUACAUACUGAGAACAUGGAUUAAUCUGGUUAGUCACAUUGGACAGCUAUUAGGUUUUUUUUCACGACUGUACAUCACAGUUUAGGUAGGAGCAGCAGAGUCGUUUAAUUUGGCAUCCAGUUCAUGUAGUUCUGAAUAAAUAAAGUACAUUAAAUAGAAAAAAAACAUUUGACAAAUAGAUAAAUCAAUUGAUCGCAUGUACUACAAAACUGUGUAGUCACAGUGUCAUUGACUACUGAUUAGCAAUAAGAAGCGAAUAACUGAGAAAAAGUUCAUUGUCACACUCAGUCUAAAUCAUGCUGUGCAUUGUGAAUACAAUAAAUAAUGUUUAAAGUAAAUUUUUGUGCUGUCGGUUAUAACGUUUAUUUGAAUUAAAAAAAAUACUUGUAUGCUGUCUGUUUGUUUCCUACUAAUCAUGGUAACUAUAAGAUCUCCAGAUCGUGUCUUUUUGUCAUGUCUAACAAAGGAACUAAAGAUAUACCAGAAUGUUCACCAGCCAAUUUAUCAUUUACUUGCUGGGUAGUGCUUAAUAUUUUGGGGGCAUAACAACACAAAUACACAUCAGCAAAGUUAAGUAAUUAAGUAAUUUUAAUUUUAAGUAAUUUUCUUUUACUUUGAUUAAAGAUCCUGUAUUUUCCUGUAUUUUUGGUUACUUGGAGCUCCAUGGAGUGACGUUCCAACAUGACUUAUUAUAUAAAAAUGUCAAUUUUCUUUAAGAAAAGCACCAUAGUUUUGUCUUACGAAUGUCGAGAAAAGCCCCUCCUGAUAGCAACUUCUGUUUCACCCAAUUUUGUAUCCGCAUUAUCCAUAUUUAGCUUUCCUCUGAUUGGUUAUGUCCAUGUAAAAGAUCCAUCCCAAAUACUAGAAAAGAUUUAUUUGGCAAAAUAGGCUCCCUUUAAGAUACAGUGAAGAAAAUAAGUAUUUGAACACCCUGCUGUAUUGCAAGUU
Molecule: messenger RNA, 7193 nt
Organism: Syngnathoides biaculeatus (alligator pipefish)
Lineage: Eukaryota; Metazoa; Chordata; Actinopteri; Syngnathiformes; Syngnathidae
Gene: abtb3b
Product: BTB (POZ) domain containing 11b
Molecular function (GO): protein heterodimerization activity
Source: RefSeq, a predicted model, not a curated record